AUGGCUGAAGCACUUGUUGGCGUACUUGUAGAGCGCUUGGUUUCGAUCACAUUGGACAAGGUCGGCCAAGAGCUGAAUCUGGUCAUAGGUGUUGACAAAGAAAUUGAAAACCUCACCCUCAGUCUCCGAAAAAUCGAAGCUCUGCUGGAGGAUGCAGAGCAAAGACAAGUGCAGGAUGGAAGUGUCAGAGUAUGGCUGAGCAACUUGAAAGAAGUGUCCGACGCAAUUGAAGAGGUGUUGGAUGAGUGGCGCUAUGAAAUUCUUAAGCAGCAAUUUUCUGAGAAACAGCGAGGAGAAGAAGGCAGUGAUCAUCAAAAUGCUCCUGUACAUGUUUCUAAGAAGCAGCAGGUAUGUUUCCCUAUUCCUUCACCUUGUUGUUCUACUAGUGGAGUCAAUCGAGUAGUUCGUCAUCAUGGCAUUGCAAGAAAGAUAAUAGAUCUGAGUGAGAGGGUGGCUUCAAUUGCUGCUGAAGGAAAAACUUUUCAGCUUCAAGAUUUUCAGAGUAGACCUGAAGGUCCUGAACAACGCAUUAAAAUUCAGGAAACUUCUUCUAUUCCUGACGUAUCAUUUGGUCGAGAAUGUGAGAAAGAGAGUUUAGUAAGCAAGUUACUAAAUGAUGAUGUUGAUGAACAAAACAGAAUUCCCCACAUCCCUAAUGAGAGUAGUGAAGAACAGGAUAGUGUGGAAGAGAGUCUUCUCUCUAUCAAUCCUACUGUUCCUUCUGUCAUUCCGAUUGAUGAUGGUGAUGAACAAAACAUAAUUCCCCACAUCCCUAAUGAGAGUAGUGAAGAACAGGAUAGUGUGGAAGUGAGUCUAAUUUUCUCUAUCAAUCCUACUGUUCCUUCUAUCAUUCUGAUUGUCGGAAUGGGAGGGAUCGGUAAGACCACUCUUUCUCAGCUAGUGUAUGAUGAUAGGAGAGUGAAAGCUCAUUUUGAUAGGAGAAUAUGGGUAUGUGUCCCAUUCCCUUUUGAAGAGAUCCAAAUUCUUGCAGCUAUCGCUCAAGAUCUUGGUAUUCCAUAUCACCCAAAAGAAAAUGCUUUGGAAACUUAUUCCCGAUUUAUAUUUGACAGCAUUACAAAAGAAAAAACAAAAUUCCUCAUAGUCCUAGAUGGUGUAUGGAAGCCAAAGGAAGAGAAAUGGAAUCAAGUGAUCAAACCUCUGAGGGUGGGUGCUAAAGGGAGUAAAAUACUGGUGACCACCCGAAUUGAAAAGACUGCGUAUAUGAUGAGGGCAGGCAAUAACAUCAUCCAUUUGAAAAUGUUAAGUGAACAAAAUUGCGAAGAGUUGUUCUUUCAUUUUGCAGGCAUGGACAGAAGAGAAACGAAGGAGCCUAAAAUGCUUGAAGUUGGUAAAGAAAUUGUAAGGAAGUGUCGGGGUUUGCCUCUUGCUGCCAAGACUUUGGGUAGUCUCAUGCAUAGUAAGCAAACAUUGAAAGAGUGGGAAGAUGUUAAGAACAGCAGUAUAUGGAAAUUGAAAGAGUUUGAGCAAAGUGUAUUUCAACCUCUAUUGCUGAGUUAUUAUGAUCUGGCUCCAACCAUUAGAAAAUGUUUUUUGUAUUGUGCUAUAUUUCCUAAAGAUUAUCUAAUUGAUAAGUUUGAGUUGAUUUAUCUAUGGAUGGCACAAGGUUAUCUUUGUGCCAAGGAAGAGACAGAAGAAUACAUGGUGGGUGAAGAAUAUUUUGAUGACUUAAUAAUGCGGUCUUUAUUUGAAGAUUUUGAGAGAGAUGAUAAAAGAAACAUAACAGGUUGCAAAAUGCACGAUAGUGUUCGUGAAUUUCUGCAAUAUCUGUCCAAAAGUGAAUUCCUUGUCAUGGAUGUUAGAAGAUCUAAAUUCAAGCCUCCAAAUGAGAAGGUUCGUCACAUGUUCUUAACAUUUGACAGUGUGACAUGUACGAGUGUGUAUUUUCCUAUAACAAAUUUGCGCACGGUGAUAAUGGAUGGGGAGUGGGUAUUUGGGUUAAAGGAUCUUUUCAAAUUGAAAAGUCUUAGGGCUCUGGAUUUGAGCAAGUAUUGGGGAGUUAUUCCAUAUGAUAUCGGAGGAUUGAUACACCUGAGAUACCUCAAGUUAAGUCACAAUCCUUCGAAGGAAUUGCCUGAAACUCUGUGUGAUCUGUAUUAUCUGCAGACCUUGAUACUUGACUCCUGCCAUUUACUAGAAAAAUUACCACACGGCAUGGAGAAGCUGGUAAACUUGAAGCACCUCGACGUUAGGGGAUGUGUUAGUCUGGAUAUAAGUGCAGUUGAGAAAUUAGCUGUUAUGCGAACACUAUGGAAGACUUGA
Molecule: messenger RNA, 2280 nt
Organism: Fragaria vesca subsp. vesca
Lineage: Eukaryota; Viridiplantae; Streptophyta; Magnoliopsida; Rosales; Rosaceae
Product: disease resistance protein RGA2-like
Exons: 1
Coding region: 1-2280 (759 amino acids)
Biological process (GO): defense response to other organism
Molecular function (GO): ADP binding
Source: RefSeq, a predicted model, not a curated record